Dama dama (fallow deer) is the source of this 829-nucleotide messenger RNA. RefSeq names its product malignant T-cell-amplified sequence 1-like. Bases 140 to 685 code for a protein of 181 amino acids. The record is from RefSeq and is a predicted model, not a curated record. Lineage: Eukaryota; Metazoa; Chordata; Mammalia; Artiodactyla; Cervidae. The transcript has a single exon. Gene Ontology annotation, molecular function: RNA binding. Gene Ontology annotation, biological process: formation of translation preinitiation complex.
CCGGUUAACGACAGCCGUGCCGAGCGUCCCCUCCGGCGGCCGCCCCCCGGUAAGCGUCUCCGCCGGACUCUUGGUAGUUCAGUUUUCUCCCCGGUUCCCGGCCAGGGUUUUCUGUGGUCGCCCUCUUUACCCCCGCAUCAUGUUCAAGAAAUUUGAUGAAAAAGAAAACGUGUCGAACUGUAUCCAGUUGAAAACUUCCGUUAUUAAGGGCAUUAAGAACCAGUUGAUGGAGCAGUUUCCCGGCAUCGAACCGUGGCUGAACCAAAUCAUGCCAAAGAAGGAUCCGGUCAAAAUAGUGCGAUGCCACGAGCACAUAGAAAUCCUCACGGUGAACGGGGAGCUGCUUUUCUUCAGGCAAAGGGAAGGGCCCUUCUACCCAACGCUGAGGCUGCUGCACAAGUAUCCGUUCAUCCUGCCCCGCCAGCAGGUGGACAAGGGAGCCAUCAAGUUCGUGCUCAGCGGAGCCAACAUUAUGUGCCCAGGCCUGACCUCGCCGGGGGCCCGCCUCUUCCCCGCCGCAGUGGACACGGUGGUGGCGAUCAUGGCGGAGGGAAAGCAGCACGCCCUGUGCGUGGGCGUCAUGAAGAUGUCCGCGGACGAGAUCGAGAAAGUCAACAAAGGAAUCGGCAUCGAGAACAUCCAUUACCUCAAUGACGGGCUGUGGCACAUGAAGACGUACAAGUGAGCCUGGGAGGACGCGCGCCUGGCGCCCCGCGGACCUCGUGCCCAGCCUGUGUCCCAGUGACUCCAGGGAGAUGGCUCCUCAGUGCUUAAGACAUUUAGCGGACACUAGAAAAGGAGAAAGACCAAGUAAAAGUUUUGGAACGAA